AUGUCUGAUCAAGAGCAGACUAACGCCUGGAACAUCCAUCAUCAUAUUCUUCCAGUACCAGCUAUAAUGGAGGACCUAGAAGCACAGCUUAAAGCCUCGGUUUAUCUUAGUGUGGCAAAGAUGGUGGAGGAACAAACUGGCGAAUUGUCUGUAUCGGCCAGCCCUUCCUUCAUCGCAUCGCUAGUGGAAAUUGUGUACAAUCAAAUCGUUUCUUUAGGAACAGACUUGGAGUUGUUUGCGGACCACGCCGGUCGUAAUGUGAUCAAUUCCUCGGACAUGUAUAUGGUGACCCGGAAGAACGACACACUCACGAACGCCUUGAAGGAGUACGAGAAGUCUAGGAACGAUAAGAGCUAA
Candidozyma duobushaemuli is the source of this 357-nucleotide messenger RNA. RefSeq lists its product as uncharacterized. Gene Ontology annotation, biological process: resolution of meiotic recombination intermediates; replication fork processing. Bases 1 to 357 code for a protein of 118 amino acids. NCBI's taxonomy places the organism in Eukaryota, Fungi, Ascomycota, Pichiomycetes, Serinales, Metschnikowiaceae. Gene Ontology annotation, cellular component: Fanconi anaemia nuclear complex; FANCM-MHF complex. The record is from RefSeq and is a predicted model, not a curated record. The transcript has 2 exons. Gene Ontology annotation, molecular function: protein heterodimerization activity; chromatin binding.